This is a messenger RNA of Wasmannia auropunctata (little fire ant), 1671 nucleotides long. RefSeq lists its product as uncharacterized. The transcript has 6 exons. Bases 116 to 1333 code for a protein of 405 amino acids. The record is from RefSeq and is a predicted model, not a curated record. NCBI's taxonomy places the organism in Eukaryota, Metazoa, Arthropoda, Insecta, Hymenoptera, Formicidae.
UUAUUACAAGAAAAACUCGUCUACCACAGUAGACUCGACUCAAAAGCGGGAAUAGUGGGUUAUCGGUGCACGCGCGGCAACGUGGCCUGUGUUCCCGGACAAGAACGAAACACAAAUGGCCUUAGAGACACCGUCAUGGCUAGAUCAAUGCUACGUGGAGAAAAUCCUGCGAAAGUCGGAAGGCGACAAUUCGAUUCGGGUGAUUAAUAUGUUCUCGAAACCGGCCACGAUCAAAGGUGAUAACUACGGCAGCGACAUGAUCAGAAUUACUGCUGAAUUUUCACGUGACCAAGACAGCAGUAAGAUUACAGAGAAGAAAUCAAUCAUCGUCAAACUCUCGCCUAUACUCAAAGGAUCAAAUAGCGUUCGAUACAAUCUUAUCACACAAUCAGGUAUUUUUCAAACCGAAAUAUCGAUGAUGUCAGAUACCUUGGAUAAAAUGAAUAAUUUGUUAGAGCCGAAAUAUCGCUUAAGCGCGAAGGGUUUAUACGCGCAAAAUGACAAUCCAACGCUUCUGGCGAUCGAGGAUCUUGUACCUCUUGGCUUUCGCUUGGCCGAUCGUGUGGCUCGUCUUGACUUAGCUCAUUCCAUAUUGGCGCUUCGCGGACUAGCCAGGUUUCAUGCAACCUCUGUAGCCGUAUGCGAGAAGGAACCAAAGCAAAAGGAGAUGUAUACGAAAGGAAUGUUUAACAACCAGCACCCGCCGGAAAUGAAAGAUUAUUUUAUUACGAGUACAAAAGCUUUAUCAGAGGAGAUUGUAAAUUGGCCAGAAGUAAAAAAAUACUCGGAAAGAAUUGCUAAACUCGCCGAUCACAUAUAUCAAAUAGGAAUAGAUGCAGUUAAGCUCUCCGAGGAUGAAUUUAAUGUUAUUAAUCAUGGUGAUUUUCACGUGAAUAAUAUGAUGUUUAAAUAUGACAAUGAAGACAAACCUACUGAUCACAUAAUUGUGGAUUUCCAGGCGUGCAUCUACACAUCACCGGCAAUCGAUCUUCUAUAUUUUUUCAGUACAAGUCUUUCCCCAGACAUUGACAACAAAAAAGAUAUUUUAUUAAACGAAUAUCUUGAUACCUUAUCGACGACUAUGAAGCAACUAAACUGCAAGACGCAGCCACCCACCAUGGAGGAACUGAAGGAUUCCAUAAAGCGCAGGGCUAGCUAUGGAAUGGUAGCAUCCUUCACGGUUUUUCAAUUUGCGCUCUGCAGUAAGACUGAAGCAAGAGAUUUGGAUGAGAUCAUGAGCAGUGGUAAUCCAGGCUUAAAGAGCGAGAGUUAUAGAAAAGCAAUAAUAAAAAGACUUCCACUGUAUGACGAAUGGGGUUUACUGGAUCUCUAAUGCAUAUUUAAUCUCUAAUAAUGAGAUGUAAAAAUAGUAAAGAAAUAGAAAUUCGCAAAAGAAAUAAAAUAUUAGAGAAAAGUCGCUAAUGCCGACAUAGGCCUUCUAAAGAGAAACCUACAUAUUUUUAAGAUUUACUAAACUUUAUAUCUUAUUAAUAUUGAUUUAUUUAAAUGAUUGAAGAAAACAAAACACAUAAUUUGUAUAUUUGUGACUUGAUUCUACAUAAAAUCAGUUAAACAAAUUUUACAAAUACGAAAAUAACUCUCUUGCAAAUUUCUUUUGCAGUUUGUAUAGUUUAAAUAAUAUUAAAUAUAUUAUUGUUAAUAUUGUUUUAA